Molecule: messenger RNA, 879 nt
Organism: Parastagonospora nodorum SN15
Lineage: Eukaryota; Fungi; Ascomycota; Dothideomycetes; Pleosporales; Phaeosphaeriaceae
Exons: 2
Coding region: 1-879 (292 amino acids)
Biological process (GO): ergosterol biosynthetic process
Molecular function (GO): iron ion binding; C-4 methylsterol oxidase activity
Source: RefSeq, a predicted model, not a curated record
AUGGCGCAGGAUACUUACUGGGGCUCCUUUGAGGAGAUCUCCAAGUACAAUGUCCAGCUCAAUUUCCUCGAGCAGAUGUGGCUUGCAUGGUACGCAUGGAUUGGCAACGACGUCCUGGCGACAGGAAUCAUGUCAUUCGUUUGGCACGAAACCCUCUACUUCGGGCGAUCACUCCCCUGGAUCAUCGUCGACCAGAUCCCGUACUUCAGGAAGUACAAGAUCCAAGAGCACAAAAUUCCUACCGCCUGGGAACAAACACAAUGCGCCCUUCUCGUCCUCCUCUCCCACUUCACUGUCGAGCUCCCCCAGAUCUGGCUUUUCCACCCUAUGUGCCAGUACUUCGGCCUCCAGACCUCCGUACCGUUCCCUAGCCUCUUCAAAAUGGCCUAUCAGAUCGCCAUCUUCUUCGUCAUGGAGGACACUUGGCACUACUGGGCGCAUCGCGCCAUGCACGCCAUACCAUACUUAUACAAGAACGUCCACAAGAUCCACCACCAGUACUCUGCACCUUUUGGUCUUGCUGCUGAAUAUGCCUCCCCCAUUGAGGUCAUGGUUCUCGGUUUCGGAAGUGUUGGUUGCCCCAUUCUCUGGUGUGCCAUUACCAAGGACCUUCACAUCCUGACAAUGUACAUCUGGAUUGCGCUUCGUCUCUUCCAAGCCAUCGACGCCCACAGCGGUUACGAGUUCCCCUGGUCUCUGCACCACUUCCUUCCCUUCUGGGCCGGCGCCGAGCACCAUGACGUUCACCACGAGAAGUUCAUUGGUAACUACGCCAGUAGCUUCAGGUGGUGGGACUUUGUCCUUGACACCGAGGCCGGUGCUGAGGCCUCCAAGAAAAGGAGAGAGAAGAAGCUCGCCAAGGCCAGGAAGGCCCAGUAA